This is a messenger RNA of Porites evermanni, 20894 nucleotides long. The record is from the annotation of a GenBank genome assembly. NCBI's taxonomy places the organism in Eukaryota, Metazoa, Cnidaria, Anthozoa, Scleractinia, Poritidae.
GUUGUAGAACCAAGAUGGCGGCGGCUAUAGCGGGUUUGCCUCAAGCACAAAAUCAAGGCAAGCAGCAAGGUGGUGUUGCCUCAGAGCGAUCUCUACGCUCAGUUUUCGGUACGUUUUAGCAUAAGGGUUUAUGGUGAGAUUGAUUUCUUGAAUGACACGACGUUAAGCUAUACUAUUGGAACUUCUGUAGCCACAGAGGUUUGGGUCUAUUGAUCAUGCAUUUUCUUUAUAUAUGCAUCUAACCAUUAUAUAUUAUCUAGAAAGCAAUGGCUUUAAUGCUUUUGGGAAGUACAGUAACUUCAGACAGUUUCUUGGAUAAAAAACUAUAUUUCCUCAUUUUUAAAUCAGGGUGCAAAGAAAAUCAUUUUUACAGCUUGCCAGUCGGGUAAGUUGAAGCUAGCAUUUACUAGCCCAGACGUAAUGUCAACUAGCCCCCAAAACUUUUUGACGAGCAGAAUUGAUGUCACAGUUCUUCUGUUAUUCGAAUUCCUCAAAAAAUAUUACUUGCCCGUAGGGCAAGUUAAAAACAGAAUUCACUAGCCCAAUAGCAAUCCACUAGCCCUGGGCUAUCGGACACUACUUUCUUUGCACGCUGUUUAAAUACAAAAUGGCUAUCAGUAUGGGACCUGUACACCGACUUGUAUUUGCUAUUCAUGCGGGAUUCUUCUGAAAAUACUGAUCAGAGUUAGGCACUGACCAUACUGAUUAGGGUUAAGUGCUGAGAAUGACGAUUAGGGUUAGCAAGUUUUGAAGUAGACGGCUGAGUUGUCAAAGUAAGCGGCCAGUCCAGGGAUAUUUUAUUUAAAAAAAUGCCAUCGGUAAAGAAAUGCCAAGCAGAGUAGCCAGCCGAUACUAACCAAGUAGGCGGCGAUUUUUGCUAGCAGCCGGCUACUUUUGACAACCCUGCGGGAAUUGCAGCAUUACACACGUGUUUCUUGCAUGUAAAUCUGCCAUAUUUCAUGCAAAUUACAUGAGAAAUACAUUCGCAAAACACUUGUGUAAAAAAAUACAUGCAAAAUUACACAAGAAAGUACACAUAAAUUUCAGAAACUGGGUGUAAAGUUUUACACAGAGACUGUGUGCAUUUUGACAACUUUUAUCUUCGGCUGAAAUCUUUGAAGUGAAGAACAACGAUCUCUUGCCCUCAUACGGUAUUUUGAAUGUCGGUCGUUUUGGGGAAAAAUAGAAUGAUCGUUUCUCUCACCAGGUCAGUUACAAAAUUACUGCUAAUUUGGUUUACCUUUGUGGAGUUCAAUCAUUUAAGCCUCUUAAAAUUUCCCCGAGGUUCUUUGUUACACAAUUGAAACUAGAAUGAUUCGCUGUACUGUUUGAAAUGUUUCUGAUGUUUUGCAAAUUCUGUAUCUACCAUGCACAAUUUUCAUUUAAGAGGCAAAUUGCAUCCUUGAUUGGCUCGUACAUGUACCUCAUUUUGUUUUGUCCAGCCAAAUAAUGACUUGGUCAGGCAUAUGUCUUGUGAAGAAAGAAAAUUCAUUUUGCAUCUUUGGUAAAUUUGAACAUGAGAAAGGUCCAGCUACAAAGUGGCUGUUGAUACUGCUGCAGUAAGAACAUAAAAAUAACUUUAACAAUAAGGAAAAAGUCUUUCUUUGUGGAAAAAAUGUAAACUACAACAUGUAUAACAUUGAGGAAAUAGGUGUUCUCAUAAAAUCCUAACUAUUUUAAUUAAGUGUAAGGGGGCGGGGUGCUUAUUGCUCAUUUGGUUGAAUUAUAAGGUGCCUUUAGAGGGUAGGUGCUUAAUUGAGGAAAUACAAAAAAGGAAACAGCAUUUGAUUUUAAAAAGUGCUUGUCUUAUAUCUAUUCUUUACUUGCACUUAGUUGGAAAUAUUCCAUAUGAAGCAUCAGAGGAGCAGCUUAAAGAUAUCUUCUCUGAAGUUGGACCUGUUGUCAGCUUUAGGUCAGUGUCUGUAGUACGGUUUAUUUAUUAUUACACAAAUGAGGAAUCAUGAUCCUUGUACCACUUUUCAUGUGACCAGUUUUAACACUCAAACAUGACAUUGUGGCUCAACUUGUACAGCUCUAGAAUAUCUUGAGAAUGCCCAGAUGAAAACAAUACCCUGUGCUUGGAAUACCUGAAAGCAAAAAAAAAUAUUUAAAAUUUACUGGUUAGUUCAAAUGAGUUACCACUGGUUAAUCUUUUAAAAUAUUUUUGUGUUCUUCAGUGUGAUUAUUAUUAAUUUUUUCCUAAAGGAGUGAAGCCCAAUAAAAGAGAUUUUAACUGAAAUUGAUCAUUGUUGUUGUAGAAUCUGUGAUAUUUACAGCAAAAUUCAUAUAUUCAUCAUUUCAAUGUUUUAAUCAUUAUUGUCCUAAAGGGUUUUGUUGUACUGGGACAUGACUCAAUAGUUAUUAUACUCUGAGAAAGAAAAGUGGAGUUGAUAAUAUGAGAUAAAGAAUACCACUCAAACUCAACUAGCUUAAAACAUACGAAAAAAAAAAGUAUUAUUUAGCCAGUGUUCCUACUUACUGAUGGGCAGCAAUUCACUACACACUAAUGCAAAUCAUGACAAGUGAAGCCCAGGAAUGAGCUCUCUUGACUGGAGUUCCCACUUGCAAAGACCAAAGUGAGAAUUUCAUUUUUUGCAAUAGCUAUAUACUGUUUUUUAUCACUAGCAUUACUAUGACUCCGUAAGUUUUUUUUAUAUACAAUCAAGUGUGAAUAAAAUUGUUGUUGGUAUUGGUGUGUUCAGUUCGUUGUUAAAAUAAACCUUACGAAAGGCCUGUUUACAUGGAGGUGGAGGACCCUGGAUAGGUGAGGUAUUAUGUGGCGCGUUACCCCACCUAUCAUGUAAACGUGAUGAAAAUAAAAUGAGAGAUUAUAUGGACAGGCGGGUUACCCCACCCAAGCGGGUUACCUCACCUACCUGGGGUCCCCCACUUCCUUGUAAACAGGCCCUUAGACCUUAGGCCUCCCUUUCUCAGGGUACAAAAAUGGUGUCCAAUUGCUCCAGAAAGUAAACUUGUGUUGUGAACAAAUGUAUAAUAACCUGAAAGCCUACCAACAGGGUCAACUAGAUUGAGUGGGUACUGGAGUACAGUACUGAUACAAUUGAAGCUGUGCUGAAGGUGGCAUCCUCAGGGGAUGGAUAAUCAAUUAACAAUGGAACUAUGGCUUACCCUCCAUAGAACCCAGGGAGGGUACUUCUUAGAACUAGGUUAAUGGGCAUGUGCUGCUGAAUGAGGUGGCAUUUUCUCGACUGGAUUGACUAUAAUGGGGUUUCAUUUUCAAAAGAGUCACUAGAAUGGGCUCGUUCGGGAUUUUGGGGUUAAGAAAAUUCUUGUAUCUAGGAAUUUUAGAAUGACUGACCUACCAGAGGUUAAAAAGGCUUUAUAAGGUAGAUGUAUAAAGCCGAAUAGGCUAAGUAAAUUUUUUUAAAAGUGACCAAGAUAGGGUCUGUAAUUGGGCACUAAAAUAGCCUGUUCCAAGCGUUCAGAUAGUGGGGAGCGGUGCGAACUAAAAAAGGCGUAAAAAGGCUAUAAUGUUCUGAGAGGCCAGAGGCACAUACCCGGCAAAAAUUAACCCAAGUAACCCCAUGCAUCCCAGUGCUAAGCUGGCCUUUGAUUCCAAACGAAAAUUAAGCCUUAAUGCCUAGCUUGUAUAUAUGUUACAAUAUCUUUUCAAGAGUGUUUUCAGAUGACGUCACGGCUGUAUUGGUGUCCCAAAACCAUGAAAUGGCAGCCAUGUUGGUGUCCGAAACCAAUCCUGUGGAAGUUGAUCUCUUUUCUUAUGCAAACGCUUUCUUUUGCUUUAAUGAAUUUGCAUAGAUGCUGGCCACGUGAGUGAAAACACUCUAUAACGGGUCAGUUAUGAAAGAGAGAAGUGAGAUGUCAAGUUCAGUACCAAAGUUGCUUUAUAUUUGGCUUGUAAGGACAAAAUUUCUACGAGUUUUAUACUGUGUUCAAAGCAACAAAGGUGAACAGUAAUUUGACAGCACCCAGAAUUGAAACAAUCCUAGUAUGCUGUUGGCAGGUUCUGAACCCCUUCAACGUCAUUUCAUCAACAUACUCCAUACCCAACUUGAUAGAUUGUUCUGUUUUUCUCUCGUAAAAAAAUGUUACAUACCAAAGAAUCAGUGCAGUUCUCCAUACAUUUUUUCUUAAAAUUAAUACAAAAGGCAUUUGACUUUAAGACACUUUGCACUUGCAACCAUUUUCUUUUAACCCAUAAGGUUAGAUCAGGUGGUGAUAUUCUGGGGAAAUCUUGUAGUCAACUUUACUCAGACAAGACCGAGGAGAAAACCUUUUCCAAAAAAAAAAAUUUUACAGCCCAAUUUUGAAAUAAUAAUAUUCACACUUUGAAUCCAACACUUUGGGAAUAAACACUAGGACCAAAAAGUUCAGACCUGAUUUUUCCUUGGGCCACAUUACCAAGUACGAAUUGCUAUUAAAAUACAUGUAAAUUGAAAUAUUGGUCCAUUAACAACCACUGGACCAACUUCGAAGGUUUUUUUUUAUAUAACAUGUGCAGUUUUGAUUUCAUUGCUUUUUUAUUGGGUUUAAAAAGGUUUUCUUUUCCUAUUAGUUGUGUCAAUAAUGUUUUCCAUAUUACAAAACAAUAACGUUUUACCAUCUAACACCCCUUUGACAAAAAACCCAUAAUUCCAAAACCAUUUUCUGUAAUCAUCAACAGGAAAACAACAAAAUAAUUGGACAACUGAAGUUUUGGCUGUUCUAAAAAAAUGCCCGAAAACCAAACAACUGAACCCCCAAAUAAGUCAAAAUACAUCAACAACGUAAGAUACUUCUUCCAGUGAAACUUUAAUGACACUACUUUGUAAAUCUCUUUACAUUUCUGCUUCUGAGGCUUCAAAAAAAGGAAAACACAAAAUAGAAAUAACAACAACUGUGAAACUUCUAACUUAAACUUGUUAGUUCCUGUUUAGUCUAUGUUGCAUUAAGCAAAGUUCAUGAACCUGAAGCUUACUGUCCACCUCGCAGACGCAGCACCAGGUGAAGUGUGGACUCUUUCUGGAUGUUGUAGUCGCUCAGGGUACGGCCGUCUUCCAGCUGCUUGCCAGCAAAGAUAAGACGCUGCUGAUCAGGUGGGAUUCCCUCCUUAUCCUGGAUUUUGGUCUUGACAUUUUCGAUGGAGUCACUGGGCUCUACCUCGAGGGUGAUGGUCUUUCCAGUCAGGGUCUUGACAAAAAUCUGCAUACCACCACGCAGACGCAGAACAAGAUGAAGGGUGGACUCCUUCUGGAUGUUGUAGUCACUCAGUGUGCGACCAUCUUCAAGUUGCUUUCCAGCGAAGAUCAAUCUCUGUUGGUCAGGAGGGAUGCCUUCUUUGUCUUGGAUCUUGGUUUUUACAUUCUCAAUGGAGUCACUGGGUUCGACUUCAAGGGUAAUGGUCUUGCCAGUUAGGGUCUUCACAAAGAUCUGCAUACCACCACGUAGACGUAAAACCAGAUGAAGGGUUGACUCUUUCUGGAUAUUAUAAUCACUGAGGGUACGGCCAUCUUCCAGCUGCUUGCCUGCGAAGAUCAACCUCUGUUGGUCAGGAGGGAUGCCUUCCUUGUCUUGGAUUUUGGUCUUGACGUUCUCGAUGGAGUCACUAGGUUCAACUUCAAGGGUGAUGGUCUUGCCUGUCAGGGUCUUUACAAAAAUCUGCAUGCCUCCUCUGAGUCGCAACACUAAGUGAAGUGUGGACUCUUUCUGGAUGUUGUAGUCGCUCAAGGUACGGCCAUCUUCCAGCUGCUUGCCUGCAAAGAUCAACCUCUGCUGAUCGGGAGGGAUUCCUUCCUUAUCUUGGAUCUUGGUCUUUACAUUCUCGAUGGAGUCGCUCGGUUCAACUUCUAGGGUGAUGGUUUUUCCUGUCAGAGUCUUGACGAAGAUCUGCAUUCCGCCACGCAAACGCAACACCAAGUGAAGGGUGGAUUCUUUUUGGAUAUUGUAGUCGCUGAGGGUACGGCCGUCUUCAAGCUGUUUGCCGGCGAAAAUGAGACGCUGCUGAUCGGGGGGAAUGCCUUCUUUGUCUUGGAUCUUUGUCUUGACAUUUUCAAUAGAGUCACUCGGCUCUACCUCUAGUGUGAUGGUCUUUCCGGUUAGUGUUUUCACGAAAAUCUGCAUUCCACCUCUCAAACGCAACACAAGAUGAAGAGUCGACUCUUUUUGGAUGUUGUAGUCGCUCAGGGUACGGCCAUCUUCCAACUGCUUUCCGGCGAAGAUAAGACGCUGUUGGUCAGGAGGGAUGCCUUCUUUGUCUUGGAUCUUCGUCUUCACAUUUUCAAUUGAGUCGCUUGGUUCGACCUCGAGAGUGAUGGUCUUUCCCGUCAGGGUUUUGACAAAAAUCUGCAUUCCACCUCUCAGGCGAAGGACAAGGUGAAGUGUCGACUCUUUCUGGAUGUUGUAGUCGCUCAAAGUACGGCCAUCUUCAAGCUGUUUGCCGGCGAAGAUGAGUCGCUGUUGAUCGGGCGGGAUGCCUUCUUUGUCUUGAAUCUUCGUCUUCACAUUUUCAAUACUGUCGCUUGGUUCAACCUCAAGAGUGAUGGUCUUUCCAGUUAGGGUCUUUACGAAGAUUUGCAUGAUGAAUUUAGCUUCGAAACUUGCCUUUUUUAAAGAAAAUAAGCGGCAAAACUCACUUCUCGUCAAAGUCAGAAAACGCAAUGGCGUCGAAGGAAUAGGGCGCUUUCUUUAUUCCUGGAUACUGUGUUCUGAUUGGCUAAAAAUAUGCUUGCUCACAAGCCACGUGAUAAUAACUGUGAUGUCAUAAUGACAAAGGAAAUGAGAAGAUAAAAAUUAAUCAAUGACGAUUUCAAACGUUUUACCCCGCAAUAUGACAAAUUAGACAUCGAUAUUAAAAAUCCUUUCGUUUUGUCGAUCGGAAACCUUUAUUUCAAUAUUUCACUAUCGCUAAAAAACAGUCUUUUGUUCUACAGUUACGAAUUUAAGGAGCAAUACAUGAUUUUCUAUUUUUAGUCAGCAACUUUACUCUCAUGUUCAGGAAAUUUCUGCGUGAUUCAGCAGACUACCCGCGGAAAAAAAAUUUGCCAAGCUGUCAUGAUACUCAAUAUUCUGCUGCAAUCUGAUGACGAUCGUCGACAUCCGUUCAAGCGAUAUCCUCGACUUGGACGUGACAAAAACUCAUAACAGCGAUAGAACUCACGAAAUCUUUUCUCUUCCAAAGGAGCCCAGAGAUUUUGUCUUCGGGCCUUUUUAGGACUCAAUAUUCGCUUGCCAGAUUCUUUCUGGAUAUUUUGGGAUAUUUUGAGCUUACUCCCUCAACGUACUGAAAGGAGGUUUCGAAAUGAUUGAUUAUUACAUAAUCGGUUCCCCUUCGAUUUCGAUAUUCAAUAUUCUGUUGCAAUCUCAUGAUGUUUGUCGACAUCCGUUCAAACGAUAUCCUCGACUUGGACGUGACAAAAACUCACAACAGCGAACAUCUUGUCUCUUCCAAAGGAGAAGGAGCUCCGAGAUUUUGUCUUUGAGCCUUUUUAGGACUCAAUAUUCUCUUGCCAGAUUCUUUCUGGAUAUUCUGAGGUAUUUUGAGCUUACUCCCUCAACGUACUGAAAGCAUUUUUGCACAACAUUAAAUGAUUUUUUUCAAAAUGCUGACGGAUAGAUUUUUCAGUUUCCUCAUCGGUUCCCCUUCGAUUACCUCUUCCUCCCUCGCAAAACUUCCUAGCCGCGUGGGGAGUGGGCUCGGUAAGUCUAGAUGUUAACACCCAUCAACAUCUUGGUUCUACCGCCGCCGAUAUCGCCCAAACGGAGUUCGUGUUUUAGUUCCGUUCGUCGUUCCACCACAACGGAGUCUCGCUAGAGAUGCGAGUCAAAAGCCUACGUUUUAGCGUAAGGGUUUAUGGUGAGAUUGAUGUCUUGAAUGACACGACGUUAAGCUAUACUAUUAAUUUGAACUUCUGUAGCCACAGAGGUUUGGUCUAUUGAUCAUGCAUUUUCUUUAUAUAUGCAUCUAACCAUAAUAUAUUAUCUAGAAAGCAAUGGCUUUAAUGCUUUUGGGAAGUACAGUAAGUUCAGACAGUUUUUUGGAUAAAAAGCUAUAUUUUGCUAAUUUUUAAAUACAAAAUGGCUAUCAGUAUGGGACCCAUACACCAACUUGUAUUUGCAUGCUAUUCAUGCAGGAUUGUUCUGAAAAUACUGAUUAGGGUUAAGCACUGACCAUACUGAUUAGGGUUAAGUGCUGAGAAUGAUGAUUAGGAUUAGAAAGUUUUGAAGUAGAUGGCUGAGUUGUCAAAGUAAGCGGCCAGUCCAGGGAUAUUUUAUUUUUACUCCGAAUAACAAAUGCCAUCGGUAAAGAAAUGCCAAGCAGAGUAGCCAGCCGAUACUAACCAAGUAGGCAGUGAUUUUCGCUGGCAACCGGCUACUUUUGACAACCCUGCGGGAAUUGCAGAAUUACACACGUGUUUCUUGCAUGUAAAUCUGCCAUAUUUCAUGCAAAUUACAUGAGAAAUACAUUCGAAAAACACUUGUGUAAAAAAAUACAUGCAAAAUUACACAAGAAAGUACACACAAAUUUCAGAAACUGGGUGUAAAGUUUUACACAGAGACUGUGUGCAUUUUGACAACUUUUAUCUUUGGCUGAAAUCUGUGAGGAGAAGAACGAAGAUCUCUUGCCCUCAAACCAUACUUUGAAUGUUGGUCAUUUUGGGGAAAAAUAGAAUGAUCGUUUCUCUCACCUGGUCAGUUACAAAAUUACUGCCAAUUUGGUUUAACUUUGUGCAAUUCAAUCAUUUAAGCCUCUUAAAAUUUCCCUGAGGUUCUUUGUUACACAAUUGAAACUAGAAUGAUUUGCUGUACUGUUUGAAAUGUUUCUGAUGUUUUCAAAUGUUUUGCAAAUUCUGUAUCUACCAUGCACAAUUUUCAUUUAAGAGGCAAAUUGCAUCCUUGAUUGGCUCAUACAUGUACCUCAUUUUGUUUCAGUCAUGUUGAAACGCAGACCGUGCAGACUGCAGACUGCAGACUGUGCAGACCGUGCAGACUGUGCAGACUGAGUGUUAUUUUUUUACUUGUACCUUAAUUUUGUAGUAAACUUUUUACUAUAGUUUCCUGCUUCCUCUCAUUAUCUGCACUGUGCAUCACCAUCACAUGUGCACUGAUGUGUACCUGCAAGGGUCAUGGGUAGGAAAUGAGAAAAUUUACCGGCAGAUGUAAAAGCAGUUUCGCCUGCUUUUAGCUGCGCCGCUUUCAUGCAGGAGCGAGCACGAUGGAGGAAGGUAAGCUGUUUCUUUCUGUAACUGUAUUAUAUUGCCACAAUUAUUUAUUUUUUUAGUAGAAGAAGCUUUUUCAGGUUAAGUGACUUAAAAUAAAACCCUUUUCGGCUUCCAACAAUGGCUACGAGAGACACAUCAUUUGCCUCAAUUUCCUUGAUUGUUGAUGAUCGUCUUUGGUUUUACUCUGUAAUUCAAACCGCUGACUUGCCGUCAUUUCUUCAAAUCUUACAGAUACCAAUGUCAUCGUUGUUAGCUCGGGAUAUCAAACCGAGACAUUUGAGAAAUGGGCCUUGCUUUAAAAUGUGUGAAUAAAUCAACAGUUAGAUCUACCUAAAAAAAAAUAUUCUGAUUUCCACAUGUUUGGCGGUUCCGUAAGCGUCAGAAUUAAGAGAAGAAGCUGGGCAGCUACUUGAAACUUCUCACAGAUAAUAUUCAAUGAAAAUCAGGACAAAAUAUACCUAAAAUACAAGGCGGGGGAUCUAGUUCAAUGCGCAUUAAAACCCCCUCCACAUCUUCGAGUUGUACAAAUAAUACAUUUGUUACUGAUGAACUAUUUAGUUUUGGAGCUUCAUAAACAAGAACCAUGAUACUCGAACAAGAUUGUCGGUUUCAAACCACUACCACUUAUUGGCGUGAAUGCAUGGAGCAAAUACAAUUGUCGAUUCCCGAGUGUAAACCCGCCCAGAAGGACACUCUUGAGAAUGGAACAAAAAAAAUACAUAAACAAAAGUCUUACGCGAAUCUUCCGAGCUAACAACGAUGACAUCGGUUUCUGUGAGAUUUGAAGAAAUGACAGCAAGUCACCGGUUUGAAUUACAGAGUGAAACCAAAGACAAACAUCAACAAUCAAGGAAAUUGAGGAAAUGUCUCUCUUGUAGCCGUUGUAGGAAGCUGAAAAGGGUUUUAUUUUAAGUCACUUAACCUGAAAAAGCUUCUUCCACUAAAAAAAUUUAAAUAAUCGUGGUAAUAUAAUACAAUUACAGAAAGAAACAGCUUACCUUCCUCCAUCGUACUCGCUCCUUCGGGAAACUAUAGUAAGGUACAAGUAAAAAAAAAUAACACUCAGUCUGCACAGUCUGCCCGGUCUGCACAUUCUGCAGUCUGCAGUCUGCAGUCUGCAUGGUCUGCGUUUCAACAUGACCAAUUUUGUUUUGUCCAGCCAAAUAAUGACUUGGUCAGGCAUAUGUCUUGUGAAGAAAGAAAAUUCAUUUUGCAUCUUUGGUAAAUUUGAACAUGAGAAAGGUCCAAAGUGGCUGUUGAUACUGCUGCAGUAAGAACAUAAAAAUAACUUUAACAAUAAGGAAAAAGUCUUUCUUUGUGGGAAAAAUGUAAUCUACAACAUGUAUAACAUUGAGGAAAGAGGUGUUCUCAUAAAAUCCUAACAUUUAAUUAAUUGUAAGGGGGCAGGGUGCUUAUUGCUCAUUUGGUUGAAUUAUAGGGUGCCUUUUAGAGGGUAGGUGCUUAAUUGAGGAAAUACAAAAAAAGAAACAGCAUUUGAUUUUAAAAAGUUCUUGUCUUAUAUCUAUUCUUGACUUGCACUUAGUUGGAAAUAUUCCAUAUGAAGCAUCAGAGGAGCAGCUUAAAGAUAUCUUCUCUGAAGUUGGACCUGUUGUCAGCUUUAGGUCAGUAUCUGUAGUACGGUUUAUUUAUUAUUACACAAAUGAGGAAUCAUGAUCCUUGUACCACUUUUUUGUUGUGACCAGUUUUAACACUCAAAGAUGACAUUGUGGCUCAGCUUGUACAGCUCUAAAAUAUCUCCAGAAUGCCCAGAUGAAAGCAAUAUCAUGUGCUUGGAAUAUCUGAAAGCAAAAAAAAUAUUUAAAAUUUACUGGUUAGUUCAAAUGAGUUACCACUGGUUAAUCUUUUAAAAUAUUUUUGUGUUCUUCAGUGUGAUUAUUAUUAAUUUUUUCCUAAAGGAGUGAAGCCCAAUAACAGAGAUCUUAACUGAAAUUGAUCAUUGUUGUUGUAGAAUCUGUGAUAUUUAGAGCAAAAUUCAUAUAUUCAUCAUUUCAAUGUUUUAAUCAUUGUUGUACCAAAGGGUUUUGUUGUACUGGGACAUGACUCAAUAGUUAUUAUACUCUGAGAAAGAAAAGUGGAGUUGAUAAUAUGAGAUAAAGAAUACCACUCAAACUCAACUAGCUUAAAACAUACGAAAAAAAAAAGUANGGCAUUACAUGAACAUCUGCAAAGAAACUAGUGAAGGUGAAACUAGUGAAACUGCUAAUAAAGGUCUAAUAAUAUAAGUGUACUACUUCAUGUACCUCACAAAAGUUAACAUUGAUUGGAUGUGUGAAGGUUAACCAGUUAGAAACAUUGAAUUUCAUUUAAAAAAUACUGUUAUUUUCAUUUUACAGACUGGUGUUUGAUCGUGAAACUGGAAAGCCAAAAGGUUAUGGCUUUUGUGAAUACAAAGACCAGGAGACAGCCUUGAGUGCUAUGAGAAACUUGAAUGGAUAUGAACUGAACGGAAGAGCCUUGCGAGUGGAUAGCGCUGCCUCAGAAAAGAACAGGGAAGAAAUGAAAGGUGAGAGGGGUAUAGAUGUUAACUGAAACAGAUUUUAAUAAUAUUAUUGUCAUGAUUUCAUCUAUUUGCCCCUGGAAAUCUUGCUGAACAAAAUGUUUUGAAGCUAGUCAAGCUGUUUUCUGGUCACUGUCCUGCUAUAAAGAGCUAAAACAUACCAUAAAGCCAUUUACAGGUUGUACAUGUCGUGGCUUUCUGAUCCAGAUGCUUAGAUGAAAGGAAACGUAGGUGGGUAGUGGAACAAGAUUUUCAUGGAAAUUUUCAGGUCAAUGUUAAAUGUUUUUUUUGCCUUUUUCUCCUGUUUCCUUAACUGAACUGUGCUCAUUCUGGCAUGGUUUGAAAGAUCUCUUCACUCUGCACAAGUCUGUGGAAAAGUUGUCCUUGACCAUCAAAACUGAUGAUGUCACAAGCGGUAGAAGGGACAUGGAUCCACACGGGUGGUUGCAGGCAGCUUAGGGGCGAAUGGGUUAAACUUCGGUUACAGUGAAUUAUUUACCUUCACCCCUUAUGUUUGACGUGGAGAAAGGCUAAAAUACUGACAAUAUUUUUAUUGAUUACAUAAAGCCUUUAAGAACUAAACCUACCAGAUAAGUUUAUUUUUUGUUAUUCUUAACUUGACUUGGCAUAAGCAAGAAAACAAUCACAAAGAGGCACUACCCAGAUCUGGGUAGUGAGGUGUCAUCAGUUUGGAAUUUCUGCACUCAUUUUUCAGGUGUCAUUUUGCCAUGAGACCAGUGGUGGCAUUGCAAAAUGCUCAGACCAUAGAGGUGUAGGAGAGUUCAUUUGCUAAUGUACCCCUAUUCUGUGUUGUGGUAGAUUACAACCAAGUUCCUUUUUGUAUCCUAGGUAUGGAGGGAAGUUCCCGUCCAGAGGUGAACCCCUAUGGCCCCUCUGUUGCCCCUGAAGAAGCUCCAGAAGCUAUUACACAAGCAGUGGCCAGUUUACCACCUGAGCAAAUGUUUGAGCUCAUGAAACAAAUGAAGGUACAACACUCUUGGUUUUAAACUACUUACUUUGUACAUGUAUGAGAUAAGCAUUUUUAUAACAUUAUGCAGUCAUCUGUGAUGUGGUUGAAUUGAAUUUUCGGUACAUGAGUUGAUUGACAGUCUGCUUGCACAGUUGUGUGCUUACUGGAUGCCACAAGGGACAUUAAAAGUAAAACCUAAAAAUCCUUUGUAGGUGUGAAUGAAAUCUCAUGUUUCCGUAUUUAAAGUACCAGUAAAUAUUUGAUGUAAGACAAAAAACCAUACCUGCCUGAAAACUUGACUUUCCUUCAAGGGCACAGAUGAGUUAUUUGUGACCUUGACUUCAGUUAAAUUUUACAGUUGAUACUGAUGGUAUGAUUCACCAUUGUUUAUUGCAAAAUGUUGUGUAAUGGAAAUGUACCACAAUGACUGCAUUAUCAAAAUAACCAUCAUAAAUGUUUUCAAAUAGAGUUUUGGAUGUUCCCACGACAAAUUGAACUCCUCUGUACAGGGAUGUAGUUUAAAUUUAUAACAGACGGGAAGUGGCAUUUGAUGGGUGGGUAAUAUGAGAAGAAAACAGUUGUGUUUUUAAAGACUGCAAUUUUUAUCAGCUGGAAAAAAUAUGUUGAGAGCUGGGUAUUUCCUCCGCUCCCAGCUAUUAUCUACAUCGAUCCCUAUCUGUACCCUGUGCUUUCCUUCACAUCUUGUACUUAGAACCAUACUUACAAACUUUUGUCUUUAUUAAUAUACACUUUUACCUUCCACUGUGUGUAAAAUGAAGUAGUCUGUUAAAUGUGAGUUUGUUUUAACACCAAAUUCUCACAGAUCUGUAUACAGAACAAUCCUGAAGAAGCCCGCCAGAUGUUACUUCAGAAUCCUCAGCUUGCAUAUGCCUUACUUCAGGCUCAAGUUGUUAUGAAAAUUGUUGAUCCUGUGAUUGCUCAGGUUGGUUUCUUAACCCUUCAGACCGUAAUGUCAGCAUGUUUAUUCUUCAUACAGCAUGUUAUUUUCAACUGUGACGAUAUUGUGUUUUUCUGGAAAGCUCAUCUAGUAUUUCAUUGGUGUUUCAAAAUAACACCACAAUGCAUUAUCUGGAACUGUCUUUGGAACCAACAAAGUGAAUUUGGAAUGUUUGUCAAGGUAGACCUAAGUGAUCAUUUCUGUUAGAAAUCUGGCAACGUUUAUUUUCUUAUUUACCGGUAACCCUUUCACCCUUAGACCAAGUUAUGGUGAGGUCAUUUGUCACUCUAACUUUGGAAUCUGUAGAUGAAAUCGUAUGGUUUUACCAUUCAAAUGAAAAGUCUUAAGCAGUACUUUCACGUGGUAUUUUUUUAAUUAACUUAGUAUGUUGUUCUAACUUUGUCUUUUGAGUCUGUGGAUAAAGUCGUUUAGUGUCACUAUUCAAACAGGGUACUAUUUAUUUAGUAUGUACAGAUGAAGUUCUAACUUUGAAGUCUGUGGACAAAAUCCUAUGUUUUUACCAUGUAAAUGAAAGCGCUUUGGAUGAACAUUUGAAUAGAACUAUUUAUUUCCAGGGAAAUAAUGAAAGAAAUUUGGCUGCUAUUAGGCACAAAGUAUAAAAUAAUAGUCUUGUUGUAAAGAAAAGUUAGGUGCUGGUCACUCUAAGGGUUUAGAGAGUAAAACCAUUUGCCCCUGAAAACUUUGCCAAACAACCUCUUUUGAAGCCUGUUAGGUUGCUGAUAGAACUGAAACUGCCCCAAAACUUUAUUCUAUAAGUUGAACACUACCUUGCCUCCUGCCUUCUUGACUUUUACCUUUUGCCUUUUCUCCUUCCUGGAUUUUUUGGGUUUCUUUCCUGCUCUUUAGAUGCCAUACAUCAUGUAGGGGGACUUUCCAAAAGUCAGAACUUGCCAGCCAGACUGUUCAUUUUGAAAUUGAAAUAUUAGUCUUUUCUUGAAUAUUUUUACUAAAACCCCUCACAGUCUAACAUGGUAUUUAGGAAUUAACUGAUUUGGCUGGAUAGUUAUUAUUUUUAAAAUACAGUGAAACCUCAGUUUAAUGAACCUCUAUAUAACAAAGCCCUUGGUAUAACAAACCAUAUUCUUAGCCCCAGUAAUAGUAAAAUGUAUGGAAAAGAACCUCGAUGUAAUGAAACCUCGUUAACGCGAACAUAUUUUGUCAGUCCCUUGGCCCUUUAAAGUUAUAUCAAGGUUCCACUGAAGUGGAAUUCUCUUGAUGACUGGACUGGUGUGGCCAGCGACAAAUGGUAAACAGCGUCCCUAAGUUAGUACCUGUUUCCUUCAGGACAGAAGGGAUCAAAGACCUUGAGGCCCAUCUUCCUCAAGAUUGUAAACAAUCCAUCAAGCACCAAAACAUUAUUUUAUGGAUAGUUUUACUAUGCUAGAGCAACCAGUUAAAAAUUAAUAAGAUUUGGCGAGGAUUAUUUUUUCAAAAUUAAUGAAAAGGAUCCUCUGGUUUUGACAAGUGUUUAAAUAAAAAUAGAUGGCUCUGUCUUGUUCCAACAUUCCUCUCAGUUUUUCGUAUAAGCCACUGAGGGUAAUUUUUCAGCAGCUUUUUCCACACUAUAAGUUACCUGCUAAAUCUUGGUCUGAUGUUUUCACAUUUUUGUCCACUUCUAUCUUGAAACUCCUUAGCCAAAGACAUUUUUUUGCCAGACCAGACCACUCCAAAUGUACAGGAUUUUCCAUCAACACUAUGUUGGUCACACUGCUUGUUUACAGUGACUAAGAUAAUUAUAUAUUUUCUUUAUUACAGGGGAUAUUGCAUCGCCCUACAGAGCCAGCUGCACCAAUACAACCAGUAGGUGUUCAACAGCCAAAGCCUUUAAUGCACUCAGGUCCAUUUGGUGGAGGACCCGGUCCAAAUAAUGAGGGCCCAUCUGGACCCUUCGACAUGGGACAGCAUGGAUCUGGACCACCCAUGAGAGGUCCUCAUGAGAUGAGAGAACCUGACAUGAUGGGGCCUGGAGAUGGAAGGGGCCCACCAGAUAUGCGGGGACCCCAAGGCAUGCGAGCUCCUCCAGACAUGAGAGGGCCACCUGAUAUGAGAGGUCCAUCAGACAUGAGAGGUCCACCAGACAUGAGGGGUCCACCAGACAUGAGAGGUCCAUCAGACAUGAGAGGGCCACCAGACAUGAGGGGUCCACCAGACAUGAGAGGUCCAUCAGACAUGAGGGGCCCACCAGACAUGAGAGGUCAACCUGACAUGAGAGGUCCACCAGAUAUGAGGGGGCCAGGUAUAAUCUACUUUAUUUCAUCAUUAUUUGCACUCAGAAAUGGUACACAUGUACUCCAUGCUCUAUAGUAUAUUGUCACUUUCAAAGGUCUUGGGGACAUCUGAUGCUCUGGGUAAAGUUCUGAAAAGUCCAAAUCCUUCCUGUAUUUCACCUAAAACAAGUUCUUAAUAAUUAUCAAGGUAGCCUUAAUAUAACUAUAUAUUAUUUUAAUCACUUUUACCAUAUGGUGUGGAACACAGAACAGGGCCAGAGGUUGGCCACACCACUGUGGUCUACCUCCCCUACUCUUUUCGAACUGUGGUGUGGGUGCUUUGACGUUCCACAACAACCAGAUAAGUGAAAGUGCUGUGAGAUGGGACCUAUGAUUUUGCGUCCUUAUCCGAGAAGACCAGAAAGUCUAACCAUUUGCAGAUGUCAUUGCAAAGGCAGCACUUUUUCCUCAGUUACUUAAAGACCCUGAGUGUUGGACGGCCAGGUUUUGGAUCUGCGACCUUUCUUUCAGCAGACCAGCCCUCUCCCAACUGAGAGCUUUAGCUUUAUUUAUUUUGUUCAUUGUUGUUCUUAUUGAUACCCAGAUGGACGAGAUAUGAGAGGAAUGCCACCUGACAUGAGAGGCCCUCCAGACAGAGGUCCUGAUAUGCGGGAUGCACACAUGAGAGGCCCAGGAGAUAUGAGGGGCCAUGGGGACAUGAGAGGAGGUCCUGGAGACAUGAGGGGCCAUGGAGACAUGAGAGGAGGUCCUGGGGACAUGAGGGGUCCACCAGACAGGGCCCCUAUGGAUAUGAGGGGACCUCCUGAUAGAGGACCAGGUGAAAUACGGAGCCUUAUGGAUCAAAGGGACUUCAGGGGCCCUCCAGAUAUGAGAGGACCAGAUGGCAGAGGUAUACUAAGUCAUGAUAACUUUCACCCAUGACCAAAAAAAGAACACAUUUCUUUCAAUUUAAUAAACAAUACCUGUAAUUCUUUUUAAGAAGAGUGAACCCUAAAUCUUUUGGUAAAUGGUAAUCAAUAAUAUAUGAAGGUAAUUACUGCUUGGCUUUGAUUCUCCUCAGGCCCACCAGGACCAGACUUUAGAGGCCCUCCUCAAGAUCAUUUUGGGGACCCAAGAGAUCGCCGCAUGCCGUUUGACCCUCGAGAUCCAAGAGGCAGGGAACCACCAAGAGGUAAUUCCUUCAUAAACUGUUUUCACGGCUGACUUUUUUGCAUUCAUAUUUGAAAUAACUGUUAUUUGUACUUGUUGUACAUUAUAUUGUGUUAUGUAGCUGCAUGUUCAAGAUAUCUUGUGUGCUGUUGCCUCUGAAAUAUUGAAGUUUAGUCAUUCUUACCAUUGGUUUGUUUUCUUUUGUUUUACAUCCUUAACUGUCAUACAAAGGAAAUACAUGUGAAACUGAUUUAACUAAUGUCAAAUUAAAGCCACAGCAUUCAGUUUUGAGUUUUUUUAGAUGACAGACGAGGCCCCCCAAUGGAUCACAGAGAUCAACCCAGGGAUCCAAGAGGCCCCCCCCCUGAGCAGAGAUUUGGUCCACCCAGUGGCCCAAGGGAUCCACGUGGUGACCGUGGCCCAUCAGGGCCUCCAAAUGACGGGCGCUUCUCAGGACCAGUUCAUUCACCACAACAGCAGUGGGGACCUAACCAAGGAGGACCACCUCCAAGACUUCCUCAAAGUAAGAGAAAUAAUUAUCGCCUUGUCACCACUAACAUUAUCAUUAUUGUCACCACCACUGUGUUGUUUAUGUUCCUUCUAGAUAACUUGUUACGUAAUCAUCACAGUCUUCUUCACUGCCAAUAAUGGCUGUCUUUACACUAGGCUGUUAAGUAAGACUUAAGAGCUGCUAAGUUUUACUUAACCAAAAAUUCGUGUGUGAAGGCCUAAGUAAAAUCUCAAGGUACUUUAACUUUGCAUCUCAUUAAAGUUAGAAAGUUGAAACGAUUCAAGAAGGUUUCAAGCUACUUGAAAACCAUCCUUAAAACCGACUUAGCUGACAUGCGGUUACUUGCGGAUUGUUGAGGUUUGAGAAAGGCGAAACACGUCAAUCAAUCGUAAUUAUGUUACUUGGUCAAAUAGCCUUGAGUUAACCUGAAGUAAAAAAGAAUUAUUUGUGUGUGAAGCUUUAUUUUACUUGGAGUAAUUAAAAUUUACUUGUCUUGAAAUAUUUCUUAGCUUAUUUAGGCUCUAGUGUAAAGACUACCAAUAUGUUGGCUUUGGCAAUGAUGACAGCAACGACAACAAGGGCAUGAAAGAAAAAAGCAAUGGGUCUAAUAAGCAAAACAACAACUCUGCAUGUGCCACACACUUUUUGGCACAUUUCUUUGCCAGCAAUGCACAACUACUACAUGAAAUUCCAUUAUAGGAUGGUUCAUUGAGGACUUUAACUUCUCAUUUUUACUUUUAAUCUUGGGUUUGGUCCCUUAAAUAAUUUAUUGCUAGGAAAAUCCACCUAAAUGUGACAUUUUAAGCAAGUUUGAAUGAUGAUGACAAAGUUUGAAAGAAGUUAAAGUCCUUUUAACAGUGACAGUUUUGCUGCCAUCACUGUCGUUGUUACUAAAGCUCACUAUACUAGUCUACAUCUUUUCAUUCCACCAUACUGUACCUUAGGUACUGAUUUAAAGAAGCCAGUAGGGAUCCAUAUUCAUUUUAUAUCAUUUCUGAUUUGCAUUUCAUUUCCGUCUACUAAGAAAAGGGUUUUAACUAAGCUGAAAAGUAGACUCGGUGACUUCGAUGGAUGAUUGGGAUGCCACAGUCUGUUAGUUUGCCUUGAAGACAAGAGGGUGCACGUAUAAGGCAGUGACUUUUUUUCGCCUGAGGUGGCGAAACACCCUAUAAAAUGUCACGUCUCGAGGAAAGCUGUAACGUUUUCUGCAAAUAUGAUAGCUCUAGACUUGCCACAAGUUGACCCCAUGAAUUGCUUAGUGAGUGGAGCGAGUUUUAAGUCAGAUGAAAAACUUUUUUGAAAGUCUACAAAUGGCCUGUCUUUGCAGUUCUUCACAAAAUGAAAAAUGCCAAUGGUUAACGAUGUGAAAAUUGAGCUUGUGAUCAUUUCUUGGAAAAUACUGGAUCAUCAAAGAUGGUGCCAACUAACAGUUGCNCUGUAACGUUUUCUGCAAAUAUGAUAGCUCUAGACUUGCCACAAGUUGACCCCAUGAAUUGCUUAGUGAGUGGAGCGAGUUUUAAGUCAGAUAAAAAACUUUUUUGAAAGUCUACAAAUGGCCUGUCUUUGCAGUUCUUCACAAAAUGAAAAAUGCCAAUGGUUAACGAUGUGAAAAUUGAGCUUGUGAUCAUUUCUUGGAAAAUACUGGAUCAUCAAAGAUGGUGCCAACUAACAAUUGCAGAGCAAAGAUGUGUGUUAUUCUCCGUCAUUCUCAGUGGAUAAGAAAUAAUCAGAAUACAGGCAAAAUGUACAUGAUAAAACCAUACAUGAAUUUUUGAAAAGAUCUUGUGGUUGAGCAAAACCUUACUCGUCCAAAGGACAACUUUCGAAGUUACCUCAAUUGUCUGUGCGAGAUUGUAGUAGUCUGGAACAACUGGACAAUUGCGAAUAUGGAUCCCUGAGCCAGGGUUCUCAAUAAGUUUUAAAGUAGAUAGCUAGGAUGUUAAAAUAGGCGGCUUGAUAAUUUGAGUGCUGAAAGCAAUUUCAGGCUUUCAUUCUCUCACCUUCCCCUCUUCUACAAAAAGUAGAUGACUCAAAAUUUGGAAAAAGUGUUUUUAGCAGGUUGGUAGCACUUAAUGACAACCCGGAGAGGUGCAAAGAGACUUUCUUGCAUAAAGAAACUCUUAAUCACUUGACAAUCCGAUCUGAAAAAGGUACUUUUUUUAGGUUUUAAUCCUCCCCCAGGGGGUCCUGGUGGACAGGGUGGUGAUGUCACUGCACAGGAUCAAGAAAAGGUACAUCAACAUCAAAUUAGUUUUUUUAGUUUUAAAUGCAACAACUUUUAGUUAUUGAGGUUAUUACCCUGUUUCUUCAGCUACUUGUGUAGUUUUUUUUUGUUCAUCAAAAUGAGCUGAAUUUUGCUGAAAAAUAAAAACAGAAUACUUGCCAAUUUAAUUUUCAGACUCCAGUUUAAAUUCUCAAUUUUAUAAGGCAUAUUUUUCUUCUCUUCCAAAUGCUAGCUAAUGGUGUUUUCCAGUUUGAAUAAUGUGUUUUACCUGUCAGGAGAACAGGUUUUCAUCCCAUAUUUUUUGGCUCCUAAACUUUGAUUUUCUUCUUGAAGACGUUAGCAAAUCUUUUUUUUAGACCCAAGUGUCAAAGCAAGAAAAGAUUGUUAACAGUAAAUAGCCUGUGUGCAUAUUCCUCCUCCCCUCAGUAAAAAAAUUGGAAAGCAGGGAGGGGGGGAGGCAUCUCAACACAAGCUAACAGUAAAUUGCUGACAAUAAAGCAUAUAUUCAUCCCCAGUCUCCAGAGUCCCAGAUUCACUAAAUCUUCCUUAGUCAAAUAAUAUAUUUCAAUUAUUGAUUGAUUACAAUAGUUAUCGUUAAGAACCAUUGCUAAGGAUAUAUCUUUUCUGUGACACUAUUUUUAUGCAUGACCACAAACACACAAAAAAAUGAUUGUUUAAUUCUUCUGGUAAAUCUCUUUUGUUUUAUUAGUGAAGGCCAUUUCAAAAUACUUUGCAAGUACUUACAGAAAAUCUGCCCUUUUUAACUUGUAUAAAUUUGUUUCUUUGACUAUUCUUUACAGGCUGCUCUUAUCAUGCAAGUUUUGAGUCUAACUGAUCAACAAAUUGCAUUGUUGCCUGAAGAUCAAAGACAGAGUAUUAUGGUGCUGAAAGAACAGAUAGCCCACAGCACACAGCAUUAAUUUAUGAACAUUACACUGUUCUUUCAGAGUGGUGGCUUUGAUUAAUCUUCAUUAAAAUAUUUGUUAAACACGUGUUUCCAUUUGAAGUAAUUAAGUACCUUUGAGCUCCACGAAGUGAUUAGACUGUAAUGGUCCAUUUUAACAAAUGGGCAGCAAUUUUCCGUGUUCUGUACUCUUACAGACUGUAGAUACCGUAUUUAUUCAAUUAACCGUCCUGGG